Messenger RNA from Musca vetustissima, 1065 nucleotides. It is a transcript of the gene Pih1D1, whose product is annotated as PIH1 domain-containing protein 1. The record is from RefSeq and is a predicted model, not a curated record. Gene Ontology annotation, cellular component: R2TP complex; ribonucleoprotein complex; cytoplasm. Lineage: Eukaryota; Metazoa; Arthropoda; Insecta; Diptera; Muscidae. The transcript is spliced from 5 exons. Gene Ontology annotation, biological process: rRNA processing; box C/D snoRNP assembly. Bases 1 to 1065 code for a protein of 354 amino acids.
AUGGAACAGCGAAGAAAUUUUCUAGAUGCUGAUACCAGCAUUUUGGAAAAUAAUUUACGGUUUGUCAAGAGUGAUUUGGAGGAGAAUUUGAAUCAAUUUUUUGGUAGUACUACUGGUGGCACUAAAAAUUUUCCAGUCUCACCAGCAUCUAAAACGUCCACCGCACCACCACGUGAAUAUAAAGUUGUCCAACCAACACCAGGAUUCUGCAUUAAGACCUUUAAGGUCAACACAAAUGAGAAAUAUUUCAUCAAUGUGUGCCAGGCUGAUGAGAUACCACCACCCGAAGACAUUUCCGAAGCCCAGCUUACUGAAAUACUCAAUUCGGAUGAACCAAGCUCUUAUCGUAUACCCAUGAGUAUUUCUGAACCACGUGUCACCAAAGAUAAGUCCGAUAAUCCUGUCGAUGCUGUCGACUUUGCCAUCAAUCCGAAAUUUUUUGCUAAAAUUGAAAAAUCCGUACUAUUUCGUGAUUUCUUUUUGGUUUUAAUUGCCGAAGCACUCAACGAUAAAUAUAAUGUACAAAUAAAAGUCGACAAGGCCAUUAUUUUAACAAAGAGGAAAUUUAUUGGUACAUUGCUGUCACAUCGUGUUCGCAAUACGGAUAUAAAGACCGUAUUCAAUUCAUAUAAAAAUCCCACAGAUGAUGAUUUAAAAAAAUUAAAAACUUUGGAAAAUUCAAAAGCUUUAGUGCAGGAGAUCGAUGCCAAUGAAUUGAAGGCAUUGAAAAAGAAGAGCGAAGAACUAAAACAAGAGCAAUCGAAUCGUAUUAAACAGGAAAUUGCCCAGGCGGCAUCCAUAACACCGGAAUAUAAGUUGCGGGCACGAUUUAAAAAUGAGGAAGUUGAAGAGGUGCAGGCUGAAUUCUAUUUACCUAAAUGUAUUUCCUCCCAAGAAUUGACUUUGGAUAUUGGCGAAGACCGUAUUCUCUUGGAGUCCAUGAAACAUGGUUAUCUUUUUGAUAAGUUUGUAAAUUAUCGCCUGAAUCAAGAUCGAGCAAAAGCAAUAUUCGAUAAAACAAAUAAGAUGCUACAAAUUCGUAUUCCUGUCAUACAAGCCAAUUAG